GUAAUCUUUUUAUAUCAUAUAUCACAUUUGCAAUAUAACACUGUACCAGGCAUAAUGUAACAGCAAGAUAAACAUCGAUAGACAAUGGCACCAAUCACAAUAGAGGAAGAACAUUUUCUACGAAUCGUUCAGUUAAUAUUUGGAGUAGUAGUUGAGGCGGUGAGAACUAUCUUUGACAAGUUUUUCCCCCAUUAACGUUACGUCACACUUUUCAAGCGAAGAGGAAAGAUAUGCAAGAUCUACAAAAGAAACAAAUAUUGAGAAAAUCUCAGAUGGAUGUUUUAUUUCCCUAAACAGGCAUAAUGUAACAGCAAGAUAAACAUCGAUAGACAAUGGCACCAAUCACAAUAGAGGAAGAACAUUUUCUACGAAUCGUUCAGUUAAUAUUUGGAGUAGUAGUUGAGGCGGUGAGAACUAUCUUUGACAAGUUUUUUCCCCCAUUAACGUUACGUCACACUCUUCAAGCGAAGAGGAAAGAUAUGCAAGAUCUACAAAAGAAACAAAUAUUGAGAAAAUCUCAGAUGGAUGUUUUAUUUCCCUCAACAGGCUUUCCAUCCUCAAAUAAUUUUGACAUUACUUUAAUGGUGUGUUUACUGCAGAAUCUUAAACAAGUACAACCGCACUCACUAAAGACGAAUGUAAUGCCACCAUCUUCCGACAAGAGUGAGGGAGCAGAUUUAGUAAGAUUAAGAUUUCACAGGAAUACGAUUGGGCAUAUAGAGAGAAACACGAUAAAUACGCACAUCUUUACAACCAUGUGGGCAGACAUCACACAGGCUGUCCUGAGACUUGGAGGUUCCAAGUACCAACAGAAAUGCGAUGAUAUAAGAAAUAUGACAUUUGACACCACAAUCAUCAGCAAUAUUCAGCAAGAAGUGCAAGGUUUAAAAAGCAUGUUAAUAGAUGAAUUGAGUGACAUAAAUCAGCGAGUAUUAAAUAUUGAGCAACAAAUGGAUAGCCAAACGACAUCUGAUAUUCACAAAGUCAUGAUAGAAAAAUGGGAAUACGACAACAAAACUUUUGUCCAUACAAAUGCAAUCAAACAUAUAAUGUCAUUGAUUGAGAAUGAACAAUGCAUUUUAAUAAAAGGAAAUCCAGGGUCUGGGAGAAGCUUUACAAUUCGGCAUAUUGCAUUAAAACUUCGGGACCGACAGUGUAAACAUGAAUAUGAAAUUGUUUUAUGUAGAGAAUCUAAGGAUAUCGAAACAAACUAUAAGGCACAAGCAUACCAAGUAUUUGUUUGUGAUGAUAUAUGCGGAGAAUAUACGAUUGAUCGCUGAGAAGCUAACAGAUGGUCGUCCCAACUGUCAAGAGACAUUUUAACAACCAUUCUCAGCCGUGGGAAAUCAAAACUUCUUCUUUCGGUGAAAAAUCAGGUAUUUCAAGAAUCUCUGGUUUCAGAAUUAAACUACUUAAAGUUUGCCCUGAUAGACAUGUCAGAUGAAAAUGUCGUGACACUUGAUCAGAAAUGUACAAUAGCAAAACAGCUUCUAUCAAUGGACGAUGAGGCUGAUGGUUCUAUUAUAGAUAACUGUAGACAAAUUAACAUUUUACGUAAUAUAGAAUUCGCACCCCUUACAUUUACGAUAGUGCUUGACGAUUGCGACGAAAACAUUCCACUGUUUUAUGCAGACCCAAUUGAAACUUAUUCUAAGGAAUUAAAUGCAUUAAAUAAUGUUGAAGACAAAUCAAAACUAUGUGCAUUAUUUUUCCUGAUUGUUCACAAUGGUAAUAUUGACGAGAACUAUUAUUCUGUCAAAGAGACUAUGCAUGAUCGAAAUCAAAGAGAAAGCAUUUCUGAGGAAUUUGGAAUUCAACAAAACACUCCAAGAUCUAGCAUAGAGGAUCAUUUAAUGAUGUUUGAAGGACGGUUAACUGUUAAUGAAAGGGGUAUUUUUCGCGCUAAGUACCAUAUAUAUUUUGAUUUUCUUUGUUUUUUCUUUGGUGAGAACAUUAAAAAAAUGCAGAAGAUGUUUAUUAACUACGCACAUAGUCAAGUUAUAAGCAGGAAAACUGUUUUCGAUUCCCUCCUGCAGUUAGACGAUGUUCCUAGAUUUACAAUUUCGAUCACAUCGAAAAACGAACAGAUUUAUUUUAAAAGAAUGGUAGAGGACAUUUGUGACGGAAUUAUUUGGGAUACUUUAGAAAAUACUCAACUUCAUCACGAUCAUACAUCAUUGACAUUUAGUUUAAGAUUUUUCAAAUACUUAGAAAUCCUAGAUGAUGACAAAAAAAGAGACAUUGUGAACAGUCUUGAUCGAACAGGGUCAUGUAGCACCGCUUCUACUCUUUAUGUUACAGUAUACUUUGGACUUGUGCAGAUAGUAAAAUACCUUUUACGAAUUUCUUCAGCACAAUUGCAGGACAGCCAAGACAAGUUUCCACCUUUAAUUGCAGCUUGUGAAAGAGGACAUGAACCCAUAGUCAACUUGCUAAUUGACUAUGAACCAGAUAUAAAUCAAAUGGAUUCUUUUGGCAGAAGACCUCUUAUAGUAGCUGUUCAAAAUGACUAUCCUGGUGUUGUAGAAAUGCUCAUAAACAAAGAUGCAAAUAUAAACUUGGCAGACAAAAAUGGUUGGACGCCAUUCUUGUGGGCUUGCAUAUUGCACAGAGAAGAGGUAGCAAAACUCCUUAUGGAACACGAUGCCGAUGAUAAUCAAGCUAGUAAUGAUGGAUCAACUCUUUUGUUUUGGUGUUCAGUUAUUGGUUUUCAAAAGUUUGUUGUCCUUCUGCAUGAAAAGGGAGCAGAAGGGUCACUUUCAACUUCUAAUACUGAUGGGAAAACACCACUGAUGGCUGCAUGUUAUUUCAGACGACAAGAAAUAGUCAUCUAUUUGCUUCAGCAUUUGGAAUCUGUCGACGAAUCUGACCAUGAAGGUUGGACCCCCUUAAUGGAAGCUUGCUUUGACAAUGACAACGGUAGCUGGGAUAGAUUUUUAGAUCAAUUAGAAAAGGGAGACUGUCUAUGGUUUCCACUUCUAAAAACUGUAACAGAAAGGGUUUUAUACUAUAAUGACUCCCCUGGACAUGAAUCUGUAAUUAAACAAUUACUUUCAAAAGCUGAUAUAGAUCUCCAAGAUAAUGAAGGUAAAUCUGCUCUUUACCAUGCAUGUGAAUGGCAAUACAAUCGUAUUGUCAAUAUUUUGACCGAAAUGGGAGCAAAUGUAAAUUUAGAAGCAAAAGAUAAAUCGACUGCCUUAAUGGAAGCCUGUUUAUUAGAGGAUGAAGAUAUAGUACAGCCUAUAAUGGAGGCACCAAUUGGCCCUUGUAGACCAAUAAUCGAACAGCUUCUUAGCAAGGGUGCAGAUGUAAAUUCAACUGACGAAAACGGUUUGAAUCCAUUUGGUUAUAGUUGUGAGACAGGAAACAGUAACAUGAUUCAUAGAUUAAUUGAGUAUACAAAUAAUGUCAAUCAAACCUACAAAAAUGGGAAUACACCUCUGCAAAUGGCUGAAAAAUCUGGUAAUGAUGAAAUAAUUAGUUUGCUUAUACAGAAAGGCGCCAAUCAAACUGGAAAAACUUUAAAAAUGGAAUCACACGAUAAAGGAUUUGAAACUAUGAGCUCAGAUGAAUCGAUCUCUGAUAGCUCAGAUUCUGAAAAUGAAUCCUUGACCGAUGCUAAAAAAGUUACAGGCAGAUCGUUACUGCAAGCUUGCAGAAAUAUAAAUGAGCAUAUGUUUCCAUCAUUAUUACAGGAAGCAGCAAGUGAGAAUAUUUUGAACAUUUCAGGCAAAAAAGGUAAAACUCCAUUGCUGGAAGCUUGCAGAUAUAAAAAUAUAGCAAAAGUACAAAAUCUGUUAGAAGCAGGAGCCAGUGUCAAUAAAGAAGAUAUAAACCGUUGGACACCACUUUUAGAAGCAUGUAAAGUUGGGGAAAAGGAAAUAGUACUUCUUAUCUUAGAAAACAAUGUAGACGUCAACAAAACGGAUGCUCGCGGAUAUUCUCCCCUUCUAUUUGCAUGUAAAAAUGGAUAUAAGGACAUUGUAGAAAUACUUCUAAGUCAUCGGGCAGAUGCUAACAUUGCCAACAAUGCAGGAAUAACACGUCUUCUAGUAACAUGCACAAAACAGUAUACUGACAUAGUCCAAUUACUAAUAUAUAACGGAGCAAAUAUAAACCAAACGGAUGCUUAUGGCAAUACGUCACUAAUGGUUGCAGGUUUUUAUGGAUACAAACAAAUAAUUGAAGUCCUUCUAUCGGAGGAAGCAAAUAUCGAUCAAAAAGACAGUGAAGGAUGGACAGCCCUUUCCUGGGCGACAAAAGGUGGUUAUGAAAAUAUCUUUGUUAAGGCGGCAUACGUUUCUUCGGUAAAGGAAAGCCAAACCAGAAAUGAACAUACAGAAAAGCCAACUUAAAAAUUAUAGGUACGAACAGGAAACGUCAGUAUUACAUAAGAGUGCCUAAUAUAUGUUAUGUUUAACUACACCGGAUGUAAAUGUGGACGUAAAAUAAUAGUAACAUUACACGUACGCGUUAUCGCACUCCUUAUAUUGACUCCAUUGUGAUACUACUUCAAUCCCUAUAACAAUAUACAUUAAAUUAAUGAUAAAUAUUGUUUAUAUAUAAUAAAACAAUAUAUACCCCUACGGUGAAUCAAUGUUGAAACCAAGCUCAAAGUAUUUAGUCUCCCAUCCUGCUGUCCUACAUUUUUUAAAUCAUUCUACAAUGUGUAGAAACAACUGGUUAUAAGCAAGCAAUGUCACUGUAGUAGACAUACGCUCUUAAACCACAAAACAUUAGGGUUACAUGUAACUGGUGAGAAGACAACAAUGAAGAGGUUACUAU
Molecule: messenger RNA, 4785 nt
Organism: Mytilus californianus (California mussel)
Lineage: Eukaryota; Metazoa; Mollusca; Bivalvia; Mytilida; Mytilidae
Product: ankyrin-3-like
Exons: 6
Coding region: 1434-4355 (973 amino acids)
Cellular component (GO): nucleus; cytoplasm
Molecular function (GO): protein binding
Source: RefSeq, a predicted model, not a curated record